AUGGCCUUGUCAAAUUUUGUAUAUAGUUUAUUUUUAUUCUCAUUUGUAUAUUCAAUUUCAAUACCACCAUCAAUACUAGAAGAGCCCGAUUCAGACAUAAUUUUUGAUUCUCGUCUUAAUCUUCAAUUAGCAUGUUUAGCAAAAGGUGAGCCAACUCCAACUUAUACAUGGACAAAAAAUGGAUAUUUAUAUGAAACGAAUGAACAAAAUAAUCGUGUUACUAUGGCAAAUGAUUCUGGCAUGCUUACUUUUAUUCAACCGCAAAGUAUUGAUCAAGGAUGGUAUCAAUGUAAUGCGACAAAUAUUUGGGGCACUGCAGUAUCACGUCGAGUUCAUGUACGUAUUGCAGAACUUGGUGAAUUUCCUAUUUAUGAUCGAGCACAAGUAAUUCAAGUGAGACGUGGUGAUUCAUUAAGAAUUCCAUGUAAACCACCAAUUAGUGUACCGGAUCCGGAGAUCUAUUGGACAGACAAUACCAAUUCUGAUAAUCAAAUUGGUUUUCGUGUAGCAAGCUCGCGUAUACAACAAGAUUAUGAUGGAAACCUUUAUCUUAUUAAUGUCAAAGAUGAAGAUGAAGAAAAACAAUUUACAUGCAAUGUAUUUUCAGGAAAAUUAGAUGUUAUUCGCCGUGGUUCAGUAACAAAAUUAAAAGUUAUUAAAACAGAACCAAUCGAACGUAAACCAACGAAACUAUGGUCGUCUGAAGCGAACAAAGUAUUUUUAAAAGGCCAAAAACUAUCAUUAAAAUGUGUAUUUGAUGGUUUACCAACACCGGAUGUAAUAUGGAGAAAAGACAAUGGUGGUCUACCUGAACAACGUUCUAAUAUUAAUCGAGAGAAACAAGAAUUAAUUAUUACUGAUCUUCAAUAUGAAGAUGCUGGCGUGUAUGAAUGUCGAGGACAUAAUGAAUUGGGAUACGAUGGAUUUGCUAUUAAUGUUCAAGUUGAAGCUGCCCCAUAUUGGUUAGAGAAACCUAAAGAUGCUUAUUUAGUAGAAGGUGAAACAGUUGAUGUAAUUUGCAAUGCAGAAUCUAAGCCAGCAUCAAAAAAUACUCAAUGGUUAAUAAAUGGCGUACCGUUACAAGACAUCAACGUUCCAUACAAUCCACGCCGACGUAUCAUGAGAAAUAGAAUGAUUAUACAAAAUGUAACAAAAUUUGAUACGGCUGUUUAUCAAUGUAAUAUUUCUAAUGUUCAUGGUUAUGUUUUUGCAAAUUUCUUUAUUAAUAUUAUUUCGGAAAAACCAACAAUAAAACGUGGACCGGAAACAUUUUACCAUUUAGUCGAAGGACAAAAUAUAAUAUUACCCUGUGAAACAAUAGGUGCGUCAUCGUCAAAAAUCUAUUGGAAUAAACGCAAUAGAAUUAUUACUAGUGCAAGAUAUUCCAUAUCUAAAGAUGGCAGUUUAACAAUUCCAGCCGCUGUUUUAUCAGAUAGUGGAGUUUAUGUUUGUAAUGCAACAAAUAAAUUUGGUUUCGAUACACGUAAUACAACAUUGACUGUUAAACAAAAAACUCGUAUUCAAACUGGACCAAGUAAUCAACAAGUACGUCGAGGUUAUCAAGCCAUUUUUCGAUGUACGGCUACUGUUGAUCCUUCAUUAACAUAUAAUAUUGAUUGGUAUAAAGAUGGUGAAUUACUGACCUACGCAGGCCGUUUUAUUAAAGAUAUAGCGGAUCAGAAUACAUUAAAAAUUGUUGAUGUACAAUUUGAUGAUUCUGGUUCGUAUGUAUGUCGUGCAAGUACAGAAUUAGAUUUUGAUGAUGCAAGUGCAACUUUAAUUGUACAAGACCGACCGAAUCGACCAAAAAUAACAAAAGUAAUUUGUAAUGGAUCCAGUGAUCAACCAUUUUCCAUUGUUCAAUGGCGAGGAACAGGUGAUAACAAUGCACGAAUACUCUAUUAUGAAUUACAAUAUAAUACAACAUUUCAACCUAAUGAUUGGAUUUCUAUACCUAUUGAACAACGAAAAGAAUCUUUUAGUGAAAUUAAAUUACCGGAUGGUUCUAUCAAACUAGAACCGAAAGCUAUAAGUAACGAAUUAAAUAUUGAAGAAAAAAAACCAAUACCUUAUUGUUUUUGUUUAGCUUUUAACACAACACAUAUCCCAUCAAGUCAAAAUGAUUUACGUGUAUCAUUAUCAUGUUGGGCUAAUUAUACAUUUCGUGUUAUUGCUUACAAUCGUAUUGGUGCAAGUGAAGCAAGUCCUACUUCUGAACCACUUUGUACAACAAAAACCUGUCGCCCUAAAACAAAUCCUGAAGGUAUUAAAUCUUCUACAGCACAAUCUGCAUUAUUAUUAAUCGAGUGGGAGAGUAUGCCAAAGAUAAAAUGGAGUUCACCGGAUUUUUGGUAUGAAGUUGGUUGGCGACAAUAUGCUUUGGACAAUAGUUCAGAACCAUUUUCAACAGAAAUUAUUUAUCCACCAAACUAUCAAUUUACCAUACCAAAUACAAUGACGGAUAUGCGGUAUCAGUAUUAUGUUAAAGCAGUCAAUCAACAAACAGGAGCAAACAACAGCACUGAUGCCAUCGAACCACCAGUAUACAAUAUUGCUUUUGCUGGUGAUUCAGCACCAACAUAUGUUCCACGUAAUUUUCGUGUAUUACAAAUGCUUGAUAGUACAACAGUGCAAUUUGCAUGGGAUCCACCAUUGUCUUCGGAUGAAAUUAAUAUUCGUGGCGCUCUCAAAGCUUAUCAGAUUGAAAUAUUUCGCCUUGAUAAUCCAGUAAAAUCUCGUCUUUUAAUAUCUGAUAUACUACCAAAUCAAACUUCGUCAACAGUUUUCAAUGCACCACCUAAUGCGGAUGUUGGUGCACAUAUUCGUAUUGAAACAGAACGCUAUCUCGGACCGACAAGUCCUGUUAUUCAGUUCCCUACACGUGAGGGUCGCCCAGAACCAGUGACUAAUUUGCGUGGUGUACCUUACACUAGCAAUGGAAUUUUUUUGCUUUGGGAUCCGCCAGAUGAAACAAAUGGUGUUAUAAUUGGUUAUCAAAUUGAUUAUAAACCUAUAGAAAGUAUUGCUGCCCAACCCGGCGUUGAUCAACCUUCGAUAUUGCUGCGUGAUGAUGCACGUCGAAAUUAUCUUCUUAGUGGCCUUAAACCAAAUACAAAAUAUCGUGUUCAAGUACGACCACGAACAUCAAUUGGUCUAUCGACAAGCCCAGCUAUAAUUGAACUAACAACAAAUUUAACUCUUGCUCCAUCAAAACCAACAUUUACAGUAACACAACGGGGACAAACAUUUUUUAAUGUUUCGUUUGAUCCAACAAUAAUGACUAUUCCUGGUAGUGUGUAUUAUGUGCAAUAUAAAGAAAAUGAUCAAGAUGAUCAAACUACUACUUUCAAAGAGUCUUAUAAUGUGUCGAACGAUCGUACUAUUCUAGUUAAUUCACUUGAACCGGGUAAAACUUAUACAACAAUAUUAGUUGCUGGUGAUGGUAUCCUAUCUGAAACAAAAAGUGAUCCUCAAAUGGUUUCAACUCGUAAAAAGGGUAAAUUUUGA
This is a messenger RNA of Rotaria socialis, 3507 nucleotides long. The record is from the annotation of a GenBank genome assembly. NCBI's taxonomy places the organism in Eukaryota, Metazoa, Rotifera, Eurotatoria, Philodinida, Philodinidae.